Molecule: messenger RNA, 513 nt
Organism: Paramecium tetraurelia
Lineage: Eukaryota; Ciliophora; Oligohymenophorea; Peniculida; Parameciidae
Exons: 5
Biological process (GO): intracellular protein transport; vesicle-mediated transport
Cellular component (GO): clathrin coat of trans-Golgi network vesicle; clathrin coat of coated pit
Molecular function (GO): structural molecule activity
Source: RefSeq, a predicted model, not a curated record
AUGGAUGAUUAUUUUGAAGAUGUAACAACUUAAGAAGUUCCUUCUGAGGCCCCAUAGUUUGACUAAGGUCAAAUUUAAUAAGCUUAAUAUGAUGUUUUUAGUGCUUUUUAAAGUGAAGUACCUAUUCCAUCUUAGCAAUCAGUUGUUUAUGUGAGCCCAGAAUAAUAAAUUAGAAAGGACAAAUUAAAAGUAAUUGAGGAGGAAAGACUUGGUUAGAUAAGAGAGAAGGAUUAACAGGAAAGGGUAUUGAAAUAAUAAAAAAAAGAAAAAGGUCGAGAAUAUUUGCAAUAAUUCAAAAGUUAAUAAGAGUCAGAUAUUUAAUAAAGAAAAGUGUUGAAUAAAUAGAAAUAAGAGAUUUGGUUUGAAAACAAAAAGAAUCAUAGUUAGUAUAAAAAUUCAUGGGACUAAAUUGCAUCCAAUAUAGCUUUAAAGGAUGGUGAGUACCCAGGGUAAAAAGAUGUGACAAAAAUGAGAUAAGCAAUUCUUAAUAAGAGAAAUGAUUUGACAAAGUGA